Molecule: messenger RNA, 1727 nt
Organism: Moneuplotes crassus
Lineage: Eukaryota; Ciliophora; Spirotrichea; Euplotida; Euplotidae
Source: the annotation of a GenBank genome assembly
UGGAGGUAUUAGACCUCAUAAUACUGAAUCCAUUCUGUCUUGGGUCUCACUCUGGGAGACUCCGGGGGCAUCGAAAGGGAAGUUUAUUUAUGAAGCUUCCAAAUCCUUUUAGUGAGAGUAGUCAAGAAGAGGAGGUUGAGGGCAUUCCAUGGUUUUAAUGGAAGACGUUAUUUUGGGGUAUAUAUGCAGCAUCUUCUUUGGAGUUGUGGAAUUAGGUUAUAAUUGUCAAAAUUUUGAUGUAGGGUUUAGUUUAGCAGUUGGGAGAAGGAUUAUAGAAUUAUAAUGUGUGAAAAUCAAUAACUUGUCAUAAAUUUUGGUAAUGAUAUUGAUUGGAAGAUACCCCAAAUUAUACUUAGUUUCAUCAUUAAUAGGUUGGAUGUAACUUACCUGAGAAUAUCUGGCCACAAUUUAGAGACAAGAUGAUCCAUUUGGAUGAACUCAAGUAAUCUUUAAUGAUGAAUAAAUUUUCAAUAUACAAUACCAUAAUACUUUUCUAUAAUCCAGGAAGUCAUGAUUAAAACAAAAUAUGAGAUUUAACAUAAAUAAUUAGCUUUUCUUUUAAUAAAAUAUGCAACAAUGUUGAUAAAAAUUCCUCUCUAAAAAGAGGUAGAUUCCAAGCCAGAAUGAAGUUCAUAGAAAGUCUGAAGCCUACAUUGAUAUGUAGGUUAUUGGUUUUUCUUAACCUUUUCCUUCAAUAAUCAUUCUUAAUCGCAAUUCUGAAGACUCUUCUAGACACGAAUGAGCGUCUGUAAUUACAUUUGCUAAACUUUAAGCUUAUUCAACUCUGAGAUAUUAGGAAGCUUUGUAUUUACAGUAAACUUCUUUUAGAUAAACCUUAGGCUCCCCAGUUAAUGCCAUGUGUGAAUGUUUAGAUAUGAGAGAGCUAAACUUUUGUUCAUCUGUAUUAGUCUGGUAUCUCCAAUUUGUGCUAGAUUUCGUUCUUCUGAGUAUUGAAGUAUCUAACUUUUGUAAAUGCUAUGUGACAGCAUGAGAAUCCUGAAGUGAGGACUCUCAAAAAAAUACUCAAAUUCUCUAUAGUAUCGUUGUAAGUUCAUUUAUAAACUCUAUCCCCAGCAUCCAUUAUUAAGGAAUCAUAGACGAAAGUGUCGGCUCAGUUUAGUGUUUUGACCUAACCAUGGAAUCAGCUAUUUCAGUUUGACUUGCCUGAUUAAUGUAAAUCUUUCGGAACUGUUACAGGGACUCAAUGAUGAAUAAAAAUUCAGCCUUCUUGAUCGAAUGAUUAAGAGCUUCCUAUUAUGGAACUUUUAAAAUUCAUAAUAUAGUUUUGUGAUAGUCCUGAGCAUCUUUCUUCUUGAUAUGUCCAUUCUACCUGAACUAACUGUAGGCAUCUGUUCUGUUGGUUUGCUUUUUGACAUAUAAGCAAGCAUUUAUUCCUUAUUCCUAAAAGGAUCAAUUAAACCCGAAUUUGUCUUAAAAAGGCCGUCCAAAUAUUCCAUGAGAGACAAAUUCAGGGUUGAAAAAGAUAUAAUCGGCUUCAUCUUGAUAUUCCUUUACCAACAAUCAAUUUAUUUUCUCCUUGAUUUCACUGAAAGUACCAGCACAAGAAAUAAUCUCUUUCAUCGAAUGCAUAACUCUCUGAUUGCUUAAUCCCUUUUGUUAUAGACCUACUAAGAUGGUUUUGGUAGAGUUUAAGCCAAAUGUAGUUCCAUUAUUAAAUAGCCCAAAAUAAGACUAAACCUGGAUAAAAUUGGCUUGGAAACUUCCUG